Messenger RNA from Dictyostelium purpureum, 1512 nucleotides. RefSeq lists its product as uncharacterized. Gene Ontology annotation, cellular component: mitochondrion. Gene Ontology annotation, molecular function: ribosomal large subunit binding. The record is from RefSeq and is a predicted model, not a curated record. Gene Ontology annotation, biological process: negative regulation of ribosome biogenesis; negative regulation of translation. NCBI's taxonomy places the organism in Eukaryota, Evosea, Eumycetozoa, Dictyosteliales, Dictyosteliaceae. Bases 1 to 1512 code for a protein of 503 amino acids. The transcript has a single exon.
AUGUUUAAAAGUGUUAAAAAAAUUUCAAAUUUAUCAAAAAUUAUAAUAAUAAAUCAAAAUAAUAUAAACUCUAGUGCCACUUUUUUAAAUAUUAAUAAUAAUUUAAAAUAUUUAAAUAUUUUACAUUAUUCAAAAAAUCAUCAUGAUUUUACAAAAAGAAACUCAUAUACACACAAGCAAGAUGCACGUGCUGCUAAAAGAAGAGAGGGUACCAGAGAUUCAGAAGAGAUGGGUGGUCAAGUUGUAGGACCAGGUGAUAUUGUCACUGAAACUAAUAAUCCAACCAUUUCAAAACCAAAUCAUAAACAUUCAAAACCAGUUACACACAAAAAGAAAUUAGAGCGUUUAGACCACCACCAUCAAAAAAAAAUUGAAAGAGAUUCAAAACAAAAAGAAGAACAGAGAUUAGAUUUGCUUGAAACACUUGAAAGAGAAAAAGAAAAUGAAGAGAAUCAAUUCUUUAAAAAAACUCAAAAGCAAAGAGAAGAAAAUGAAAAAGAAGAAAAAAAAGAAAAAGAAAAAAAAAUCAUUAGAAAUAAAAGACAAUCAUCAAAGAAACAAAAAGCAGCACCAGCCAGUUUUGGGUAUAGUUCAGAUGAAGGUAUCACCGAGUACAGUGAGUUUAAAGCCAAUCUUUCAGAAGAAGUCGAUACUGAAAUUACCUUUGAAAAAGACCUUUCAAUUUAUGACAGUAAACAUGGUAUUACAACUAAAGAGUUUGAUAUCUCCCAAAUCGAUGAAUCAAAGAUUAUUCAAUUAGAAGAUUUAUCAUUUGAUGAGGAUGAAGGAGUUGACAUGGAAGAUGAGAAUGAAGAAACUUUAGUUUUAACAAUGGAAGAAGCUCGUAAAAGAUUCAAUUUAAAAGAUGAAGAUUUUAAUGUAAUUCUUGAUCAACUCAAUAUAGAUGACUUUUUCAAAGUUAUGGGAGAUAAGAAAACUCCACAACAAGUACCAGAUUUAUCGGAAUCAUCAUCAACAUCAUCAUCAACAACAUCCCCAAAAAAAAAUCCAAGUGUAGCCGCUUUGAAUGAACAACAAAUAAAACCAAAACAACAAAAUGAAACAAGUGAAGCAAAUGAAUACUUGAAGCAGCUUUUUAAUAAAAAAUAUGGUUCAAAAGAAAUUAACCAAAAUCCAAUUACAAUUGAAGAGGUUUCAGAAUUUUUAGGUAAUUCACACUUGGAUGAUUUCUUUGUUGUUGAUGUUUCAAAUAAAUGCAGUUGGACUAAAUAUUUGGUUGUCGCAAGUUCAGACUCUACUCGUUUGCUUCAAAAUACUCAAGAUGAUUUAGUUGCCCACUUUAAAGAUCGUGCUAAUGUUGAAAUAGACCCAUCAAAUACAAGUGAUUGGUUGGUUGUAAAUCUAAAGACUGUUGUAGUACAUUUAUUCGAAACACAAAAAAGAGAAUAUUAUGACUUGGAAACUCUUUGGUCAACAAGAAGACAUAUCGAUUAUGGUAAAGAAGAAAGCUGGGAUGAUGAAAAGACCUCAAAACUUGAAGAAGAUGAUUAA